This is a messenger RNA of Elgaria multicarinata webbii, 4789 nucleotides long. RefSeq names its product phosphodiesterase 3B (gene PDE3B). Bases 194 to 3520 code for a protein of 1108 amino acids. The record is from RefSeq and is a predicted model, not a curated record. Gene Ontology annotation, cellular component: membrane. NCBI's taxonomy places the organism in Eukaryota, Metazoa, Chordata, Lepidosauria, Squamata, Anguidae. Gene Ontology annotation, molecular function: protein kinase B binding; calmodulin-activated 3',5'-cyclic-GMP phosphodiesterase activity. The transcript is spliced from 16 exons. Gene Ontology annotation, biological process: signal transduction.
ACCAUGCUCCGAGUCCGGACUCGCCGCAGCCGCUUGUGCCCCAGAAGCGGAGCCCGUGGCUGCUGGUACCCUCGGCGUGCCUUUCUUUUGAAAAGAUGAGGGAGGCGGCAGCUUCAGGAGGGAGGAGAAGCAGCAGCAGCAGCAGCUGACGAACUCGCCCUCUCCUCGUCCUGUCUGUUCCCGCCCGACCACCAUGAGGGAAGAGAAAGAAGCCUCCGCCGCCUCCCCCGCGCCUCCGCACGGGCACAACAAACUUGCCCGCCAGGCUCCGGAUAGCGCCUUGGCUCGUCCUGAGCCCAACAGCCUGAGGAACGGUUACGUGAAAGCAUGCGCGACCCCCCUGCCGCAAAGCUCGCCGCUGGGAUUCCUUUCGCUGCUGCCAGCCGCUUAUCGCGGGGCUCUUUUCUUCAGUCUGUGCGCGGCGGCGGCUGCCUUGGCGCUCCUCGUGUGGUGGUGGCUCCGCUGGGGCGACAACGAAAGGGCGGCGGCUCGGAGUCCCCGCGAGGCAGCCGGACUGUUCGGGCUGUGCCAGUGCCUCAGCCCCCUCUUCAGCCUCGCCUGCGCCUUUUUCUUCCUCACCUGCUACCUGGCCCGGGACGAACCCGGCGGCCUCUGGUGGCUUCUGGCGCUGCCGGUGUGUUGUUACUCGGGGGACGUGGUGGCGCUGCAGUGGCUGCUGCUGCCCCACCAGGACGAGGCGGAGGAGGGCGCCCCCCAACCCCCGCCGGCCGAACUGCAGAUGGUGGCCGGGCGGCUACUGGCCACGCUGAGCGCGGUGGCCGGGCUGACCCUCUUGCAGCGCAGCCUCAAGCUCCGCAGGAGCCUUCUGGUCUUGGUUUUCUCCAGCCUCGUGUGGCUGGUCUCGCUUACUAGCCUGGGCUCCCUACCCCCGGCCCUUAGGCCUUUGCUGUCCGGCUUCGUCGGGGUGGCGGGCUGCCUUCUGGCGCUGCUGGGUGGGGAGCGCGGCAUCUUCUCCCCUUGCUGUCCGCCGGGCCGGGGGCUGCAGCACCGUCCUCAAUAUUCUCACCCGAAGCUGCCCAGCAGCGCAGAGGAGAAAGUGCCUGUCAUACGACCCAGGAGGAGAUCCAGCUGCGUGUCUUUGGGGGAGACGUCUGCAAGUUACUAUGGCAGCUGCAAGAUGUCCAGGAGACCCUCGUUGCCUUGCAUUUCCAGAGAACAGAUGAUUCUUUGGGACUGGGAUUUAAAGCAAUGGUAUAAACCUCAUUAUCAGAAUGCCUGCAGUGGAACUGGAGUUGAUCUUUCGGUACUAAAUGAGACUCGCAACAUGGUGUCUGAUCUUCUGAGUGAUCCAGUCCUUCCCCCACAUGUGAUUUCUUCCCUGCGAAGCAUCAAUAGCUUGAUAAGUGCUUUCUCAGGCUCAUGCAGACCGAAGGUUAACCUGUUCACCCCUUUUCCGGGCUUUUACCCCUGUCCAGAAAUGGAAGACUCAUCUGAAAGAGGAGAUCGUAAGCUGCACAAGGUACUAAACAGCCGAAAUAGCUUACCAACACCACAGUUAAGGCGGAGUUCAGGAGCCUCGGGAUUGCUGCCUAUUGAUCCAUUGUCUAGAUGGGAACGCAAUAAUGGCAAAAGAUUGCAUCAUGAAUAUAAUCCAUUAAGCCAAGGAUCUUAUCCAAAUGGACCUUUGAACGCAAACCUGUUGACAAUACCAAAACAAAGAUCAUCUUCAGUGACCCUAGCUCAUAAUAUAGGAUCCAGACGAGCUGGAACUUCCCAGAACCUAUGUCCUGUGACUUCAACUAGUAAUGGAAACCGAUCACCUGUAGAAUUUCCUGAUACUGCUGAUUUCCUUACUAAGCCAAGUGUUAAUAUGCAUAAAUCUCUGGGAUGCCCACUUAGUUCUUCAGAUGUUCAGCAACAAUUUAGAACAUCUUCACCUUAUGCAUGUAGUAGUUGUGGACGACAGAUAUUCAAGUCUGUUGCAGCUUCAUUAUCUGAAUCUAUAGCAGAAUAUCAAAGCCGAAAAUCAGGUGAAGAACGAGACAGCAAUAUUUCAAAAGAUUCCACCGAUUUUACAGAGAAACUUCUGGAUGAAACAGGAAAAACAGAAAAUCACAAUUAUCAGAUGGAUCACACUGAGAAUAAUCAACCUGAUAUGGAGGAAGAUCCUUCAUUUGAACUGAUGGCAAUAGAAGACCAUGACUCAUUAAUGGAGAAAAUGAAUAAUUGGAAUUUUCAAAUAUUUGAUCUUGUUCAAAAAAUGGGAGAUAAAUCUAGAAAAAUCCUUAGUCAGGUUGCAUUCACAUUGUUUCAAGACACUGGUUUAUUUGAAAUUUUCAAAAUACCAACUCGGCAAUUCAUGAACUACUUUCAGGCACUAGAAAAUGGUUACCGAGACAUUCCCUAUCACAAUCGGAUACAUGCAACAGAUGUUCUUCAUGCCGUGUGGUAUCUUACAACAAGACCAGUUCCUGGAUUUCAGCAAAUACACAGUGAUUCUAUGACAGGAACUGUUAUUGAUACGGAUGACGGUAUUUCAACUGGCCGAGUUACUUAUAUUUCUUCCAAGACCUGUACAAUUGUUGAUGAGAACUAUGGAUGCUUAGCCUCAAAUAUUCCAGCCUUAGAAUUAAUGGCUUUGUAUGUAGCAGCAGCUAUGCAUGAUUAUGAUCAUCCUGGUCGUACAAAUGCUUUUCUGGUAGCUACAAAUGCUCCGCAGGCUGUGCUGUACAACGACAGAUCAGUUCUGGAAAAUCAUCAUGCAGCUGCUGCAUGGAGCCUUUUCUUAUCUCUACCAGAAUAUAACUUUCUGCCUAAUCUUGAUCAUGUACAGUUCAAACGAUUUCGAUUCCUAGUGAUUGAAGCAAUCCUUGCUACAGAUCUCAAGAAACAUUUUGAUUUCCUUGCUGAAUUUAAUGCCAAGGUUAACGAUGGAAACAAUCGUGGUAUUGAAUGGAGCAAUGAGAGUGAUCGCCUGUUAGUGUGUCAGAUAUGCAUCAAGCUGGCAGAUAUCAAUGGCCCAGCAAAAGUUAGAGAUCUACACUUGAAAUGGACAGACGGCAUUGUUAAUGAAUUUUAUGAGCAGGGAGAUGAAGAAGCAAGUCUGGGAUUAUCUAUAAGCCCUUUUAUGGACCGACAUUCUCCUCAACUUGCAAAAUUACAAGAAUCUUUUAUUACUCACAUUGUUGGUCCCCUCUGUAAUUCUUAUGAUGCAGCUGGCUUGCUUCCAGGCCAAUGGGUUGAUGAAAAAGAAGAUGAUAUGGGAAGUUCUGAAGAUUAUGAUGCAGACGAGUUUGAUAGUGAAGAAGAUGAAAUGGAAGAUUUUUGCACAAAACUACAGAGAAGAAAAAGCAGACAGCGAAUAUUUUGUCAAUUAAUAUACCAUUUGAAUGAAAAUCAUAAAGUAUGGAAGAAAGUAAUGGAAGAAGAAGAACUAAAUAACUCAGAAGAGGAUAAACAGUCAGAGAACACAUCCUUAUGUCAAACAGAUGAAAUUCAGGUUAUUGAGGAAGCAGAUGAAGAAGAGGAACGUCAGCAAGGAGAAGGAAAAACAUUUUAAAAAAAUUCAGACUGAUAUACAGGAUUGCUAUAGGAAGCAUUCUUUCUCGUAAUGCUGAAUUUAGACUGACACAGUUGACAGAACUAUGAAAGAUCUGAAUACUGUGAAAUGACAUUUGUUUCACUAGCAGUAUCCCACUCCUAUGCACUUUUAUCACAUGGAAUUAGAAAACUUUAUUCAGAGAUAUAUUGAAUAUUGUAUUCCAUGAUGCAAAGGUUUUAUGCCCAACUUGGUGUUCAAUUUCCUUGUUUUGCUGCCUUGCUGAAAAUAGCUGCUUAUUAACAAAGUGGUAUUUACAGUUUUUUUGGGGGAAAUCAGCAGCCUCAGUUACCAAAGUCACCAGAACAUUUUGCUUUUAAGAGCUAUUUGGCUUAAUACCUAUAAUGUUUCGGAAUGUGUAUUUUAUUUUUAAUGUGAAUCUAAAAAUCACUGUGCCUAACUACCAGUAUGAAUGCUGCAGUUCACGCCAGUUUGAUUUGCAGUAGUUUUCUUAAUGAUGUUAUCUUGAAUUGAUUUUACCAUUUGAUGACUGCAACCAGAAUAGCUAAAUUCUGGGUUUUGUGGUUAGAAUUGAAUCCCAUGUGCAUCAGUUUGAUGCUUUUUAUUGUGGUGCAUAACCUGCCAUUUUAUUUUUCUGAAAAUGUUCAGGUUUGCAGUGAGUAUACAGGCUAAUUUACUAAAGAUACACCUGUUGCCUUUUUCUCAUUGUUCUGUAAAAGAACAUAAAAGCUAUUUCACUAUUUUAAUAAUUAAGGGAUGUUAUUCUUUUAGUCAAUGUUACAAAUAUGUUCCACUCUUACUCAGGAUUCAUGUUUAGAAACAUGACACAACAGAUUUUAUAUUUACAAUCCUGUGCUAAUGCUAGGUGUCCAUUUAAAAAAAAGUCUUUCUCUAUGUAUGUAAACUUCAGACAAAUUAAAGGAUUGUUUUCUAUAAAGAACUGUUGUUCCAAACUCCAAUUUUCUUCACUUUACAAAGCAUCCAACAUGAUGAAUAUUCUUGACAAUAGCAAUCAGACAUCUUUUAGAUUAAAAAUGAAUUCUUAAAGUCCCAUAUUAUAUUGUGCCCAUUUCAGUUUCACUUUACUUUAAAAAUACACAUUGCACUGGGUUGCAGCAGACAUAUAUUUUUGUUUCUGAAUAGUGUGUCUGAUUUCAGUCCACUUAGGGUGUAAUUCUAUGCACAUUUAAGACAGAAAAAUGUCCCUAAACGCCCAGCAUUCUCCAGCCAGCAUGGAAUUGUAAGUUUUUGUAAAACGUACAUAGGAUU